GUUACCCUUCACAGUCAAACACCUAUUAUUCAUAUCCUUUCAUACGAAAACUUCUCUGGGCCGUAAGGCUAGUUUUAAAUUUUCGAAAAGCAGUGACAUAAAAAUAUUUUGCCGAUUGUUGCUGUUUAUGUGCAAUGGUAGAGGGGCAAUCGGCGGAAGAAGCAACAACAUCUACGGCAACAGCAGCAGCAUCAGUAACAAAAACAAACAAACAACAACAGCCAACAUGUGAAAUGCUUUUUUUGUACCCAAAACAAAAUUAAAUGAAAGGAAUCAAGUGCAGUAAGAGAAUAUUUAUAUUAUCAUAUACAACUGUAAGUUAAAUAACUGAAGAAUCGCAUACAAAAACAAAACAAAAAAAGCCGCCAAAAAAAUUCAAACAAAAAUUGCAAGCAAAACAAACAAAAAUAAGAAACAAAAAAUGAAACAAGAGAGAACGAAAAAGGAGCGACGAAACAGCAUCAGAAACAACAGUUAACUUUGGUGUAUCAACAACAAUUACAGAACGGCAACAAAUCAUCUUCCAUUAGCAACGGCAUUAACAAUAGUAACUAAAACAACAACAACGACAGCCGCUGGAGGAGGAGGAACAACAACACAAGCAGCGCCCAACCAAGGUCAACUUUUGGUGUGGGGCCCAACAACACAAAAUGCACGCGUGUGUCUGCUGCUGUUCGACCAACAACAAUUGCAACAACAACGGCAGCAGCAGCAGCGGCAACAGUAGCAACGACAGCAGCAACUUUGAGCAACAGCAACAGGAGCAAGCAGCUACCAAGGAUCGGGAGCAGAAGCAACAGGAGCAAGAUAAGGAGCCGGAGCCGGAGCAGGAGCAGGAGCAGCGGGAACAACACCUGGUGCGGGCUGGUGGCGGCGGCGGCAACGACAACGAUAACAACGAUCUCAACGGCGCCGCAACGAGGAGGCGUUGGUGGUUGCGUGGUCCUCCAGGAUCUGUAUCCUGGAUUUGGACGACAGCAACAAGGUGGUGCCCGCCGGGUGUCGUCGCGGUGACGAUAGCGCCGAUACCGCCCACGUUGCUGGCCACCGGCCCCGAAUCAGCUGUAGCAUCAGCAGCAUCAUCAGCAGAAGAACCAGCGCCAGCGGGAUCCGGUAUAGGAUCGGAAUCAAAAGCAAAAGCAGGAGUAUACUCCGCAGCUACCUCGAAGCUCCAGCUCCAGCUGAGGCUACAGCUAUUGAAGCCAAUCCAAGGACAAGGAGUCCCAAUCGCAAACGCAAUCCCAGCCAGCCAGCCGGUGUUGGUGCACGCCAUUUGAGUGCCUCUAAACCUGAGUGCGUGCGUGCUUCUGUGUGUGUCUGUGAGUGUUUGUUGUGUGCGUGUGUGUGUUACCUCCCGUGUGUUGCAAGUGUUCGAUUAAUCUAAACACACACACACCGAACAACAACAGAAUUAAUCCUUUUGACAACCUGUGCAACUGUCAAAAAAGAAAUUUAAAAAACUGCCCGCGCAAAGAAAUAAUUAAAAAGGAAGUCAAAAGACGAAGCUCUUCUCUGAAGUAAACCCCACGAAUAAAGAACAAAAACUGCAAAGACCAAGAAAGAAAACAAAAGAAAAGAAAAGCCUAGAAAGCAAGGAACAGCCAGAAGGAGUGCUUUCCCUUCAUUGGUCCGGGUUCCCCCGUACCACCUUUUUUUUCUCCUCAUUUUCGGUUUCGGCUUGCUGCCCUCCAGUGCAG
Molecule: messenger RNA, 1697 nt
Organism: Drosophila kikkawai
Lineage: Eukaryota; Metazoa; Arthropoda; Insecta; Diptera; Drosophilidae
Source: RefSeq, a predicted model, not a curated record